ACUUCCUGACCACCAGCGUCCAAACCCACACCUCUCGCCUUCUCUCUCUCUCUCUCUCUCGCUCCCUACCAAAUUAUUUUAUCAAUUUGUCUCAUUCCCAUCAAUUAUUUAAUAUUUCCUCAUCAUUUUAUUGGUAAAUGACUAAUUAACUAAAAGAUAUACAGGUAUAAAACCCCCCGUCGUGUGGGUCUGUCUGUCUGUGUGUCGUCAGGUAAACACAGACAUACAAAACAUUCCCUUUAAAUAGAAUGAAAAUGCAAUACAAAUACAAAACCAAUAUACAGUGAAGUGUUUUAAAGUGAUACAGAAAAAUACAAAAUACGUGACAGAAAUACACAUAAAAACUGUAUUUCUUUGUAUUUUGGUAACCAUAGAGUGACUGCCUCCAGGGACCGCGUGUGUAAAAUGCUAUCAAUUGUUGACGAAAAAAUACAAUAGUGAAAAAUAAAUAAUAAUAAAAUAAUAAUAAUAAAGUAAAUUAAUCAGUGGAAAAUAAACUAAUAACGAAUAAGAAAGUGAAGAAAAUAGAGAUAAUAAAGAAGAAAUUAAAGACAAGAGAAAUAGUGACUAAAAGUGAGUGAAAAAAUAAACAGUUAACGAAUGGAUAAGUGAAGAAAAUCAGAUAAUUAAGAAUAAACACUGGAGACAAUAAUUCGUAGAUAGAAAAAAAAUUGAUAACUAAAGAAUAAACAAAGAAAACAAAAGCAAAACCAACAAAUAGAAAACAAGAGAAAACAAAAUAGUGAUUGAUAAAAAUGAUAACGAAUGAAUAAUUGAACAAACACAAUAACAAAAGACAUAGAACGAUAAAGAGAAAACCCAAACAAGUGAUAGACAAACAUAUGACUAAAAAGUAAACAAGUAAACAAGAGAAAAUAAACAACAAUAAACCUUAAAAACAAGAGAAAAGUGAUAAAGAGAAAAGGACACCAUCUUGGAUUACCUACCUGGGUGAUACUGGGUCAAACAAGGUCAUCGAAUUUGACCUCUGACGUCAUGGAGGAGGCUCGCUGACCCUCGUAGGUGACCCCUCCCCCCUUCUCCAGCACCCCCCCCUUCAAGGUCAACAUCAUCUUUCUCCUCUACGCCAGGGCCGUCACCCCCUACCUCAGUACGGGUUGCCAUGUACGGCCUAUUGGUAGAGAACUUCAGUGAAUACAUCAAACAACAGUAUGGGGAGGAUAUGUGGGAACAGAUACGCCACCAUGCUAAUAUUGACCAGCCCGCCUUCAGCACCCACCGAGUUUAUAGCGAGAAUGUCUUACCGCGUCUCGUUAAAUCCGCCGCCAAGAUACUGGACGUGACCAACGAUGCCCUCAUGUUCCGUAUGGGAGAGUUCUUCGUCGAGUUCGUGGGUCAGUAUGGAUACGACCGAGUCCUCUCCGUCCUUGGCCGACACGUCAGAGAUUUCCUUAAUGGACUGGAUAACCUUCACGAAUACCUCAAGUUUUCAUACCCCCGCAUGCGGCCGCCGUCCUUCUUCUGCGAGAGUGAGUCGAGCACCGGGAUGAUUCUUCACUACCGCUCCAAGCGACGAGGGUACGCCCACUACACCAUGGGUCAGAUCACACAGGUAGCGCAUCACUUCUACAACACCAAGAUGGAGGUAGAGUUAGUGAGCGAGAAGUUUAUCUUCGACACCUCCCACGUGACCUUUCAGCUGACCUUCGACAACCAAGCCUUCUCUAACCAGGUCAGCCUCACCCUUAUCCGGGAAGAACAGACGCUACCACUUCGAGGCAACCUGUUGUUCGAGAUCUUCCCCUUCUGCAUCCUCUUCGGGAACAAGAUGGUGGUGAAGUAUAUCGGCAAUAGCAUGAUGCAGAUCUUACCAGAGCUCGUGGGGCAGAAACUCACGGAUUGGUUUGACCUGACUCGACCCCACGUUGCAUUUAAGUUUGAGAGCAUUCUCCUACGAACCAACAACAUCUUCGAGGUGGUGACGGUGGAGUCGGUGUUUGAGAAUAAUAAGAAGAAGAAGGAGAAUGGUAACGUACACGGUGACAUCCUUAACCUGUCCGAGGAAGAUGUAACUGAAAAGUCAUUCAAACUCAAAGGUCAGAUGGUGUACAUGGAGGACUGGAAGCUGAUCUUAUUCCUGGCUACACCUGUAAUGAAGGACCUCGACUCUCUUAUCUACUCCGGCCUCUUCAUCAACGAUCUCUCCAUGCACGACUUCUCCAGGGAUCUCAUACUAGCGGGGACACAACAGUCGGUGGAGCUGAACCUGGCGCUGGAGCAGGAGCAGCAGAAGAGUAAGAAGCUGGAGGAGUCGAUGAAGAAAUUAGAUGACGAGAUGAGACGGACGGACGAACUCCUGUACCAGAUGAUCCCCAGACAGGUGGCCCAGAGGCUGAGGAAGGGCGAGAACCCCGUCGACACCUGUGAGACCUUCGAGAGUGUGACCAUACUGUUCUCCGAUGUGGUGACCUUCACGCAGAUCUGUAGUCGCAUCACGCCCAUGGAAGUGGUCUCCAUGCUCAACGCUAUGUACUCCAUCUUCGAUAAAUUGACGGAGAAGCACAAUGUGUAUAAGGUUGAGACGAUAGGCGACGCGUACAUGGUGGUAGCCGGUGCCCCAGAGAGACAGGCUAACCACGGGGAAAUGGUCUGUGACAUGUCAAUGGAUAUGGUUGAGGCCAUUACUGAACUCACCGAUCCCUCUACUGGUAACCACUUAAGGAUACGUGUAGGGGUGCAUACAGGCAUGGUGGUGGCAGGAGUGGUCGGCCUCAAGAUGCCUCGCUACUGCCUCUUUGGUGAUGCCGUCAACACAGCUUCGAGGAUGGAGUCCACGUCGGAGGCCAUGAAGGUGCACAUCUCCCAGACGACGAAGGAUAUGAUCUCCUCCAGAUACCACGUCGAAGAGCGAGGCGAGGUCACGGUCAAGGGGAAAGGUAUUAUGAAGACCUACUGGUUGACUGACUGCGAGGGGCGGCCGUCAGUAAAGGGUCAAGUCACACUACCUCAGUCCAUCGUCGCUCAGGACGUGGCAGACCAACGGCGUGGCUCCAACGUCUCGAGGAACUACUCACCCAUUACCUUCGAGGACGUGGCCCGCCGCUCCCUCACCAACACUCCAACACCCUCCCUCACUCCUGCCGCAGCUGCACUACCACCACCACCCACCAAUCAGAUACCGCCACCCACGCCCACCACCAAUAAUCAGAUACCCCAUCCACCGCCACCCACUGCCGCCCAUCAGAUGCAGCCGCCCACCGCCAACUCUCAUGUGGGUCCUCUCGAGGUGUCUAAGGGCGGCCCAGAGAAACCCAGAGGCCGUACUUACUCCAACGUGGGCUUCUCUAACUCAGCACUGCCCAUCAUCGACGGCCUGACGAAGCCCUCCCCGACGGAAGAGGCCCAGGUACAGAUACCCACCGCGCAGGAGCUGAUGGAGAGGGUCAGGAGCACCACCCACGAGAAGCCUCCUCCUACCAGCCUCAACCACCACCACCAACAAAACUUCAACCACAAACCUUUCGUCAAUAACACCAGCAACCCAACACAACCACAGAGACAGAACACACCGCUACCAGACGUCCUCAUCGACAACCACUACACCCACAACGAUACUAAGACGGGCCUCAAACUGCCGCACGAGGUGGUGAAGGUGGUGACGCCACUCAACGAUAGGGUGGUGCAUGUCGGAGGCAGCGUCGAGAUGGUAGACCGAGGGACAUCACCGGUCGUGGCUCACACCUCCACCUUCACCACCAAGAGCCGCAUACAGAGCCACACCUGCAUCGUGCUCUAACACCUGUACAUACUGUACACACAUACACACCUGUAUACACACACACACAGCUAUACAUGAUGGUAGCAGGCACACCUCUUGGGCAGUAUAGCGUCGUGUAGCACAAGUAUGGACGAUCCAAUGCCAUAUAUAGCACAUGAUAUAAAGGCUAUACGUGUUAUAUCUCAGUGUAGUGUACUUGUGGAUGAUAUCAGGUGGCACUCUUGUGGAUGAAUGAUAUCUUUAUAUAGCCACACUUACAGAGGAUAUAGUCGCCCAGUAACUCGUGUAUGAUAUAUCGUAUAUCGUCCCACUCGUGGAAGACAUACCGAUAUGUCGCCUUAUAGUAACACACACACCCACCUGUAGAAGAUAGCCUGUGGUUAUGGCACACCUGUAGACUAAUCUAAUGAAACAGAACACGUGUUGACGGUCUUCAUGCCGUCUCAACAUAACACAGGUGUUGCCCAGGUUAAUUAACUCACUUGUCACCUGUAAAGGGAGAUAUAUCCCCUAGAGUUACCUGUAUUAUACGUCUAAUAGGUGUAAACAGAUGUAAACAAUAGUUCUAAACCUCACUUGGGAUUAUACAUAUACAUAAAUAAUGAUCAUCAGUGCAAAAUAUGAACCAGGAAGGUAUACAUUUUACAUAUACCUGCGUCAGGAAUGCGUCCAUAUUAUUAUUAUAUACCUGCUUUUAUCACCCAUUCAUAGCUCUCGGUACUCACGACCCGUCAAGGUGCGGUACCGAGAGAAGGUUAGUGUAGAGAUGAAGGUAAACAAAAAGACAACAAGUGUGUUUGUAUUCUCAUCCAUGACUUUUGUUUUGUUUAUAAUUUUGCAAUAAUCAAAAGACUCUCACCCUCCUCCCCUCUCUCUCUGCCUCUCCUUCUCUCUCUCUGUCCCUCCCACUCUCUAUCUCUGUCCCUACCCCCUCUCUUUGUCCCUCCCACUAGCUACCUCUCUGUCCCUCCCACUCUCUAUCUCUCUCUGAACCUCCCCCCCUCUCUCUGUCCCUCUCACUAAUCCCCUCCUCUCUCCUCCCUCUCUGUCUCCAUCCCAACCCCCUCCCUCUCAUUGUAGUCUAACUCCCAGGGCAUUUAAUUUAUUCGCUGUUUGAUGCAGUAUAUAAUAGAGUAGCGAUUAUGGCGUAGUGUAGCGGCAGCAUCUCAAAGACCUGGUUGAUCCAGGUGUAAAAAACGACUAAUUGCUUUUUAUUUUUAAUUAUUUUUGGGGGUCAUUAUUAAACUGGUUCCCUAUCGUUAUGUUUACAAAGACUCGAGAUAUAUAAUGACUGAACCACGGCGCCGGAAUGACUGAUCAACUGUCUAAACUGGUGGACAUAUAUACCAGUCACAAACCAGUUCCACGUCUCGCCUACCAAGAGUUAAAUGAUCAGACGCCAUUAUCCAGUCAGUCUAUACCUGUUGGCCCAUUACUCAACAUGACAUCAGGGAACCAGGACCAGCGCUUACGUGAAGGAUAUUCUGUUUUCCCCUUUAGUGUAUGGUAAAAAAAAAUGUAUAUUUAAUGUAUACAUAGACUAAGACAAACUUGUAUUUAUUUCUAUUGAUGUUUGAUGUAUUGUGGUAAGGAGUUUCACUUAGGGAGCCUUUUUUAGCAUUAAGUAUACUUAUACAGUACAUAUGAGGGUUGAUCCAAUGUAUAUACCAACCAUGUAUAUUAAUUAAGAACCGUACCUACACCAAUGGCAUUUAUAUAUAGAUAGAUAGAUAUAUAUAAACAUUUUUAGCUAUACGAUGUUUGUUUGUUUGUUUGUAUGUUUGUUUGUUUCGGUGUGUAGUUGUUAAUUAUCUAAGACAAACUCACUUAAACACGGAAAAAAACACAUAUUUUCGCUCAAACACAAAAAAAAAAUGAAUUUUAUCUUAUUCAAAAACACUGCCAAAAAACCCCACCAAUAUUGUUUUAACAUUAGCAGCAAUUCUCUUUACCCUUUGAGGACGAUGGUUUAGGCUAUAAAAAUUAAACCAACUUCAUCAAAGGGUUAAAACUUAAACCAUCGUCCUCAAAGGUUAAAACUUAAACCAUCGUCCUCAAAGGUUAAAACUUAAA
Messenger RNA from Homarus americanus (American lobster), 5812 nucleotides. RefSeq names its product soluble guanylate cyclase 88E-like (gene Gyc88E). Gene Ontology annotation, molecular function: oxygen sensor activity; guanylate cyclase activity; heme binding. Gene Ontology annotation, cellular component: guanylate cyclase complex, soluble. The transcript has 16 exons. NCBI's taxonomy places the organism in Eukaryota, Metazoa, Arthropoda, Malacostraca, Decapoda, Nephropidae. Gene Ontology annotation, biological process: nitric oxide-cGMP-mediated signaling; cGMP biosynthetic process; response to oxygen levels. The coding region runs from base 1124 to 3757 and encodes 877 amino acids. The record is from RefSeq and is a predicted model, not a curated record.